This is a messenger RNA of Thunnus maccoyii (southern bluefin tuna), 3384 nucleotides long. RefSeq lists its product as uncharacterized. Bases 516 to 866 code for a protein of 116 amino acids. The record is from RefSeq and is a predicted model, not a curated record. NCBI's taxonomy places the organism in Eukaryota, Metazoa, Chordata, Actinopteri, Scombriformes, Scombridae. The transcript is spliced from 8 exons.
CUGCAGCAACCUCUUAUCUCACUUCCUGUGUGUGUGUGUGUGUAUGUGUGGAAGUGUGUGGAAGUGUAUAAGGUUGAAAUUUCAUUCACAUGUGCUCUUUAGUGGCUCUGUGACCUAAAUAUUAUCUCUUGUGUUUUUUCCGCUGUUAUUAAUCAAGCUGAUUCCCCAAAGGGUGUCAGAGGGUAGGCUGGAGCACCUGAUCUUUGUUGAACCAUUUACAUCUUUUGUUUUAAGUUUUUUUUAAAAACAUUUUGUUUUGCUUGUUUCUCAGAGGUAUGAUGAGGCUGCAUUUCAGAGUGACUACAUUGCUAAAAACCCUCAGUGUGACUGGGAUAGGUCUUGUGAUAGUGUUGUUAACAUAACAAAGAACAACAGCUUUGUCUCCAUCUGAUAAAAAGUAAACCUGAGGUGUACGUGCCCAGAGUACUGCAGGUCCACACUCUGGUUGUUGCUGUUGUGGUCAUGGCAGAGGCUGUGCACCCAUCGGAUCAUGUCUAUUCAUUCUGCAUUUGAAGAUGAUGCGAUUGCUGUUCCUGUGUCUGCUGCUGCCAGCUGCUACUGCUUUUUCAGAGGAGGGUGAGGGAUCAGCAGUUGGAGCUCUGGAUGAUGAUGAGGAUUUAUUUGAUCAAAAGGUGGAUUCAGGGAUCCUCACCAAAGGUGAUCCUGGCUCAGUUGUAGGUAAAACUACAGGCGCAGAAGACAUGUCAGAUCAGUUCACCCUGAUUGUCACUGUUGUAGGUGUGACUGUGUUGACUCUUUCAGUUGCAGCUGUAGUCACCAUUAUGUUAGUAAGACGCCACAUGCACAAUCGGCAGCAAGGGAUUUACUCUGUGCCUACAGAGCAGGACCAGAAAGGGGCGGUCUAGUUCCUGGCAGAGCAGCAGUUCUAUAACACGCAGGCAAGAGAGGAGCAAUGCACUGGGCUAUGUCAUCCCCUACUCUUUAACUCAGGACAAUUCUUUGCACAACCGCUGACUUCUCACCCUUCACUUUAUUGCUCCUCGCUGCUACACAACUUCCUAUCAAUCCAUAUGCAAUAUGUUUUUUUUUUCCUCUGCUGUCAUAUACUUUUGUCUUUGUCCCACCCGUUUGUACUCCACAUACACACAAUUUAGCCCGGGACAUUUGGAACACAUUCAAACCUUCUAAUUGGAUUCUAUUUGAGGAAUCCAAAUCAAAGCCAGUGAAUAUGGCUUAAAGCUUCUUUUGUUAAAGGGAUAAUUUAGCACAGCCAGAACUCCCCCUUUUUUACUACCUGAAACAAGAAAUUAUUCCCACCAGCUAUGCAGUGAAACUGUAUUUGCCUUUGAUUCGGUACAUGUGGAACAGACCCGUCUGUGUGAAAUGGUGGCUGAGUGAGACAAACCAUGCUAAUCCACACUAAGCCAGCCCAGUGCUCACUUCAUUCUCCUGUUCACUUGUCUGACAUCUUCUGUUCCAGGCCCAUUAGGGGUGUCAGGAGGCAGUGGAAUAGGAAAAUAAAAAACAGUUCCCUAUCUUACCUCCAGUGUAAACAAAAAAAAAAGAAACAAGUGGAAAAAGCCAGUGUGAACACCCUCUUGCAAAGCAGCAAAUUAAUCGACCACCAUGAAUGAUGAUGUUUUCUUUUCCUCCUCUCUUUUUCAUUUUGAAAGGCUUUCACUUUAACAUCUUGCAGAUUGUAAAUAGCUCUUUGACUGCUGUAUAGAGUUAGAUUAAUGCCUCACACACUGGUACAGAAAGGCCGGGUGUGUUAGGGAUAAAAUCCUGCGAAUCAAAUAAAGUGUAGGGGAUGAUUUGGAAAAUAUCAACAAUGCCUUUGUUUCAUUCAUACAACACUUCAUGGCUUCCCUGUUUUCAUUUAAAUGUGAAGGAAAGCUUUUAUUCCAAGACGCCAAGGCACUGGUUGCCGUAUUUGCUCCAAUACAUGGAGAAGAGCUUUCUGUGGCCAAGGUUAAAGGGGAGGAGGGGUAUGAUGCUCCUGUUAGGCAUGACACUUUUUCACUUGUAGCUUAAUGAGAAGCACUUAUAAUACUGUCAACAAACACUGGAAAUGGCAACAUGGGGUUAAACACUGGAUUUGUCAAAGCAGAAUCUCACUUUGCUUUUCCACUAAAUCUUGUAGCUAAUCUCACCACUGGGAGCAGGGCCUGGCUCCAAUCCAGCUCGACUUGAGAGCAAAAACAAUUGUAUAGUCAUGCCCUCAUCAGGGUGCACAGUGCCUAUAGCUCUGUGCUGAAGAAAAUGAUGCAUCCCAGUUUAUUUUAGCACAGAAAGUCAGCAAAUGGGAUUAUUGACUGUGCAUAUGUUUUACUGGUCAUAUUUGAGACCUGUGUGUACAGUAUGUGUUUCUCAAAAGCGUAGCAUAGCCCAAUAAGCCUUCAGUAUGUGUCAGCAUUUCAAAGGGAGGACAACUAGUCAAAAAUUGCAGUAAAAAACAUUUCAGUUUUUUAUGUGUUUAUCUAUUCAUAUUUGCUUAUAUUCGCCAUUUCUAUUGGACAAACAAACCACAAUGUAGAUGAGUCUUCUCUUUGAAUGCUUUUCCAAAAUGUAGAGAGGAAACCAACUUGUGCAGAAAUCUAAGGAGAAACACAGUAUUUGGUCCAUUGUGCCUCACACAGGUGGCCAAAGUCUACUCCAUUAUUCCUCCUGUAUAGCCUCUCUGCUGUGACACUACUUGUGGAAAUGUAAUAAAUAUAGCCGUUGAGCAUUUUUUCUUUUUCACCAUGAUGCAUGAGGAAAAUGUAAAUGCUUCUCUUUUUUUUUAAAAAAAUGGCUAUUUUUUUCUGUCAAAGCAUUGUCUGAGCUUACUCCAUUGUUAUAUCUUUAAAUUUAUAAUAUAUUUUAUGUAUUUACACAUUUACUGAGCUAUACAUUUGCAUUGUUUGUCUUCAUGCCAAAAUAUUGUAUUUGGCUAAGUGGUAUUUUUAUAUGGUUGUUAAGUUUAAGGGUUUGAUGUCUCUCCAAAGUGUGUGUAAAAAAAAAAAAAUUGGCGAGUGGGAGUCUGUUAUUUGCCAAAAAUCUUUUAUGUAAAAUAUUUGUAUUUUUGUAUUUUAUUGCAACCAAAAAAAUUGGAUUUAAUGUUAAGUACCUCUGUUCAUAUGCACUUGUAUCCCGAUUAAGCCAUGUGUCUCAUUUGUACCAAUGACAUCUACAAUGUUUUUUUUCAUUAUAUAAAAAUUUACAAAAUGAUAUAAUACAUGGCCAUGUAUCUCACAAGAAAACAAUUGCAGUGGGUGACUAUAUCCUGUGUAUCCCAUUAUUUUUCAUUUCCAAAGCUGCAGUCUUCUUGAUAUUGUUCUGACAGCAAUUACGACAAUGAAUACUACUGUAUAUUAUGUAGCUGAACUCUGGAUUGUGUUGAUUUUACCAAAUCUGUUGUAAAUUUUUCCUGUUUUUCUCUGA